GUCAGUAAAACGAGUGGCAACACUGACCCUUGUGUCGUAAAAGGGUGAGUGAACCGCCUCAUUGUUAUUUAUUGCAUUUGUCUCUAAAAUACAUUAAUUAGCCAUUUUACGGGUACAGCGAGUGCAAUAACAUAGUCUACGACAGGCAUGCCGAUGUGAGUAAUAUAUGAAAGGUGUGGCACGGUGCUGGGGCGUUGUUUCGUGGUGCAGUGACGUUAUUGUUGUGAAAAAUAUUUUGCCUAUCUCGUAAGAUGACCGAAUAUAAAUUGGUGGUGGUAGGCGCCGGAGGCGUUGGUAAAUCUGCAUUGACUAUACAACUUAUACAGAAUCAUUUUGUGGACGAAUAUGAUCCUACGAUAGAAGAUUCGUAUAGGAAACAAGUGGUGAUAGAUGGUGAAACGUGCCUGUUGGAUAUAUUGGAUACAGCUGGUCAAGAGGAAUACUCGGCGAUGAGGGACCAGUACAUGCGAACAGGAGAGGGAUUCCUGUUAGUGUUCGCGGUAAAUAGUGCUAAGAGCUUUGAGGACAUAGGCUCUUAUCGAGAGCAGAUCAAGCGUGUGAAGGACGCCGAAGAAGUACCCAUGGUGCUGGUUGGCAACAAGUGCGACCUGCAGGCGUGGGCCGUCAACAUGGCGCAAGCACGUGAGGUCGCGCGGAGUUACGGCGUGCCUUUCGUUGAGACAUCGGCUAAGACCCGCAUGGGCGUCGAUGACGCGUUCUACACUCUCGUGCGGGAAAUACGCAAAGACAAAGACAGCCGCGGCAAGAGGAACCGGAGAGGGAACAAGCUGCCGCGACGCAGGUUCAAGUGCACCCUUCUGUAAAUUAUUUUAUUAAUGCAUUAAAAUCGAUAAUAAUAAAAUAAUCAUUAAUGGAUACCGACUGAACGUUCGAACCAGACUCGGUUCUGGGAAAGUAUUACGAAUUCUUAAAUGCUUUGGCGUACAAUGAAAAGCUCUUAUUGCGUAACUGAAGAUUACCAGGGACGGUCUCUGUUAAAAUAAUGAUUGUAUGUACACAUUUCAAGUACAUGCCCUAUCCG
Diatraea saccharalis (sugarcane borer) is the source of this 1042-nucleotide messenger RNA. NCBI's taxonomy places the organism in Eukaryota, Metazoa, Arthropoda, Insecta, Lepidoptera, Crambidae. The record is from the annotation of a GenBank genome assembly.